UACAGUCCCGAGAUGUCGCGGCGUGCGUUGAGGCGGUUGCGGGGGGAGCUGCGCGGGCAGGCGCUGCCGGAGGCGGAGGAGGACGAGGAAGAAGAGGAGGAGGAGGAGGAAGAGCAGCUCCCGGCGGCUGGGCCCAGGCAGGACGGAGCGAGCGCCAGACGGAGGAAGCCCCGCCAAGAGCCGGCCAGGCGGGUCGCCAACCUCUUCGAGCUGAUAACUAGUGAUGAUCCGGAGGCUGAACCAGCAUCCAUUGAGGAGAGCGAUCAUUCUAGGCUUCAGGAGGAAGGGCACACCGGAGACAAAGAAGAAGCUGAAAAUGUACAUCUGGUGAAUGACCAGAGGAAAGAUGGAGGAGAGAGGGAUCAGCUGGACAAGAUGGCUGCGUCAAGCAACAAAUCUCGAAAGAAGAAGAAAAAAAGAAAGAAUAAGAAAAGCACGGCCAGUGAGCCUUUUUGCCCCCAGAAUGAAGCCGAUGUAGAAGACAUUGAGAGUGUCUUGGAGAGGCUGGACUGUUCUACUGGGCUGUGGUGCCAAAGCCAAGGAAGGGUCAUUACAGACAGUCGCCCGCUGCUCUACGUGGAACACAGGAACUUGAAUCCAGAAACUGAGCUGAAGAGAUAUUUUGGUGCCCGAGCAGUUCUCGGUGAUCAGAGGCCAAGGCCAAGGCAGCGGCAACAUCUCCGCAGCACGUGGCUGACGGUGCCCAAGAGUGCUUGGCCACGCCAUAGCAAAACAGGUCUCUCCAUGCAGCUGCUUGAGACCAAGCGGGGGGAGCAGCAGUUUGCAUUCGAGCACCACCGAGAGUACCAGCAGGUGCAGUUCAAGUUCUUGGAUGCUGUGGAGUCCAUGGACCCCAACAACCUCGUGCUUCUGCUCCAGGUGAACCCUUACCACGUGGACUCGCUGCUGCAGCUGAGCGAUGUGUGCCGGAUGCAAGAGGACCAGGAGAUGGCCAGAGACCUUGUGGAGAGGGCACUCUACACCCUGGAGUGGGCCUUCCACCCCAUGUUCAGCCUCACCAGUGGGACCUGCAGACUUGACUACCGGAGGCCAGAGAACAGAGCUUUCUACCUGGCCCUCUUCAAGCACAUGAUCUUUCUGGAGAAGAGAGGUUGUCCUCGCACCGCCCUGGAGUUCUGCAAGCUAAUCCUGAGCCUGGACCCGGAGAAUGACCCCUUGUGCAUGCUGCUAAUGAUUGAUUUACUGUCGCUUCGAGCGAGGGAGUAUGCCUUCCUGACACGCAUCUUUCAGGAGUGGGAGAGUCACCGGAACCUCUCCCAGCUGCCAAACUUUGCCUUCUCGGCUCCUCUGGCCUAUUUCUUUCUGAGCCAGCAGGAAGACGUCUCAGAAGCAGAGUCCAACCAAGCCCACGCGAAAGCUGCUGGACUCGUUCGGCAGGCGCUGGUCAUGUUUCCAAGCGUUCUGAUGCCCUUGCUGGAUCACUGCAGCGUGCAGCCGGACGCGACGGUUGCUUCCCACCCAUUCUUUGGACCAAAUGCCCAGCUAAGUUCUCCUCCGGCGUUGAAUCAGCUGGUUGCCCUCUACCUCGGGCGGGCCCAUUCCCUGUGGAAGGACCCGGCUGUCAUGGCCUGGCUGGAAACAAACGUGCACGAAGUGUUGCGGCUGGUGGACUCCGGGGAUCCAGCCUUGGAAGAGGCCGAGCAGAAGCGGAAGGUGCGGUACCAGAGUGCGCCCAGGAACAUCUACCGUCACGUGAUCCUCUCGGAGAUAAGGGAAGCCACUGCAGCAUUGGUUCCGGAAGUGACGUCUCAGCCUAUAAUGGGGUUUGAUCCGCUGCCGCCGCCGGACUCCAUUGUGUCCUACACACGCCCAGAAAGGGCUAGCCGUCCAUCCAACGAAAGCACUCUGUCACUCUUCUUCCGCUCGCUGCUGCCGAGCUUCAACUUGCAGGGAGAAGUUGGAGCUGCUGGAGAGGAGGAGCCGGGUGCGGGGCCAGAUCUGAACCAGGGUGUAAAUAGGCUGAUGGCAGCCAUGCGUGAUAUGCUGGCCAACAUCCAGUUCCAGGAGCCGCCACGUGACGACAAUCCUGAGGCAGACGGAGGGGAUUGGGACUGAGCAUUUCCCUCCCCCGUUGUAACCUCCCUGGUCAUGCAAUAAACAGUCCUCAGCAGAA
This is a messenger RNA of Eublepharis macularius, 2134 nucleotides long. It is a transcript of the gene TCF25, whose product is annotated as transcription factor 25. Gene Ontology annotation, molecular function: protein binding. The coding region runs from base 13 to 2076 and encodes 687 amino acids. The transcript has 18 exons. The record is from RefSeq and is a predicted model, not a curated record. NCBI's taxonomy places the organism in Eukaryota, Metazoa, Chordata, Lepidosauria, Squamata, Eublepharidae. Gene Ontology annotation, cellular component: RQC complex.